Messenger RNA from Coregonus sp. 'balchen', 2287 nucleotides. NCBI's taxonomy places the organism in Eukaryota, Metazoa, Chordata, Actinopteri, Salmoniformes, Salmonidae. The record is from the annotation of a GenBank genome assembly.
AUGCCUGUACAAAGUUUACCGAUUCGAGACUCUGCCCUCUACGUGCGACUGCUACAUCAAUACUUGAUUCUGCUGAAGAAUUACCCCAUUCUUACCAAAUCCGUAACGAGGUCAGUAUAGCUAACGUUAGCUAGCCUAUUGAAAUUGUUUGAAUAGAAUGUGAUCAUUAGCUAGCUAACUAGCUAGUUAGCUAGUAGGGGUCUUCCUGGUUAUCUUAUAGAUAGCUAGUGUAACACCUAACAAGUGACAACAAUUACUACUGAUCUCUCUUAAUACAGAAAUCCAUUAACUAAUUUGUGGAAUGUAAAAUGUAAAUGGUAGACUCGUAAGGGUAUGGGGCUACAUGAUAAUUUGCAAACUAUGGCAAGGCAAGGUAAACAUGUCCUUUUGCCAAGACCUUUCUACUUUGCUGUCUGUUUUCAGCCAAUCAGCAUAUGCUCUGAGAACCUCCCUCAUCUUUCCUGACAACAGUUGCUGUCAUAGUUAAAUUGUUUCAAUACACUUAAAGAACACUUUCUUCAAACUCUGACCACUACCAUGGCAUGACUACAAAUAAACUCUUCAUCUUCUUCAGUGGCAUUCUCUCAGCAAUGGGAAAUCUAAUAUCUCAAGCAUUGGAAGCAAAACGAAAGGCCAAAGAAGGGACCCCAGUGAAGGAGAUUGACAUUUCAGGACCUGCCCGCUUUGCCAUUUAUGGGUAGGCAUGUGAUUAAAGUCAGGUCCAAAUCACUUGAAUUAGUUUUUGUUGUUGUUACAAUGUAAUCCAUUGCAAUGUACUGUAUAAUCAACACAACCUAUUGUUAUUUCCCUUUGUUGAAUCAGGUUGCUCAUUACUGGGCCUGUGAGCCAUUACUUUUACCAACUCAUGGAGGUGUUGAUGCCUACCACUGUUCCAUACUGCAUGGUGAAACGCUUGUUCUUGGAUCGCCUUAUCUUCGCCCCUGCAUUCCUCCUGCUUUUCUUCUUUGUUAUGAACAUCCUGGAGGUAAAUCAGCUUCUCCAAUAUGGACUCUCUUGCGCCAUACACCUGACUAGCCCAUCCAUAGACGCUACUGCAGGGUUCUUCAAUUCCGGUCCUGGAGGGCCGAAACACUUCUGUUUUUUAUUUCUACCUGGUAGUUAAUUGCACUCACCUGGUGUCCCAGGUCUGAAUUAGCCCCUGCCACCAGAGGUGUUUCGACCCUCCAGGACCGGAAUUGAAGAACCCUGCGAUACUGACUUUAGCGCCUAUUGACGAUCGUUUAUUUUGGCCGGGGGAACGUUCAGUUUUGGAAAAUAUAAGAAAUAUCUUUCAUAUCAGCGAGAAAUAAUUUUCAAAAAACAAAAGGUUAAAUUACUACACAACUUUAUAGAGUAAGGGUUCCCACGCGGCCAUAUUCACAUGUUACAGCGUUUGUUUAUGGAAAACAGACGCAAUACAGUCGACUACCUGUGCAAAUUAGCUAUCUGCUUCUCCUAACACCUGUGUGUAAACGGAAGAUGGAUGCCACAAACGUGAUGUCACUGGAAAAAUCGUGUCGGCUGCAACUGUGUUAAAACCGGUUAAAACAGUGUACAGUAAGUGUAUAUUUUGCAUUUGUAAAAUUAUUUUGAUGUAAUAUGAAAGUAGAGGGCUUUAAGUUUAGAACCGUACCGCAAUUGAGAAUCGAUUCACGUUAAGAGUAUUUGGCUGUUUUGGCUGCCAGAGCCAAUUCGCCUCUAAACAGAACAUGUAAGGUCCUUGGACUAUAAGCAGUAACGUUAGGCUCCUUUAGUCCAUUAUUACUGACUAACUCUCACUGCUUGGAUCAGAUAGCACCUUCUCAUAUAAAAAUUGGGAUUACUCUGUGUAGCUCAAACUUUAAGCAGGGACUACUUAUUAGUCUCAGUUAAGGUUGGCCCUAGUGAAAUUAUGCAGUACUACUCACAGUUAAUUUUCAUAAGUGGUUAUAAUUACGUUCCAAUCCAGACUAUUGCCAUGCCUGUACAUUCAUUUUCAUCCAUUCCAAUGCUAUUUUAGGGUAAGAGCUGGGCAGACUUCCAGAGCAAAGUGAAUAGUAGUUAUUGGCCUGCCUUGAAGAUGAACUGGAAAGUGUGGACCCCCUUCCAGUUCAUCAACAUCAACUAUGUGGCUGUAGAGGUGAGCAGUUCUCACUGGCUUUUCUUUUAUGCAUUCAUCUGGAAUGUAGGCUAUUUGACAGUGGUGCUCUGUUACCAAUCUGUGUUGUUGUGUUUUCAGUUUCGAGUACUGUUUGCCAACAUGGUGGCCUUAUUUUGGUAUGCUUACCUUGCGUCUGUGAGGAAGUGA